Messenger RNA from Astyanax mexicanus (Mexican tetra), 2903 nucleotides. RefSeq lists its product as uncharacterized. Lineage: Eukaryota; Metazoa; Chordata; Actinopteri; Characiformes; Acestrorhamphidae. The record is from RefSeq and is a predicted model, not a curated record. Bases 2115 to 2789 code for a protein of 224 amino acids. The transcript has 7 exons.
UAAGUUUAGUUAGUUAUUUUCCUAUUUCAUACCUAUAUUUUCUGUUUUUAUUAAAUGCUGCGCAGCUUUAAACGCGUGGAUGAUUUAUUUUUUUUAUGUAUAUUUUUUUAGCUUUGUACCUGUGUGUACACUAUUUAUUUUUCGUUAUUUUAGAAUUCGUUAGAUUAUAUUUCUUUUACCAUUUUGAGCUAAGAUUAGUUAGUUAUUUAUGGCGUCAAAAUGGGGUCAAAAGUUUUGAGAACCAAAAGUGUAAUCCAUAACCAAUAAAUUUUAAUUUGAAAACGAGAGGACUAUUAUUGAUAUCAAGAAUUUUAAAAUCAGGUUUGUAGACAGAAUAUUUAAUAUUGAAUAGAUAUUAUUAAUUAAUUAAUAUUUUGUGUUUUACCUUCAUAAGAAAUCCGUUUUCGCUUUCAGUUGUUUUUUUCUCAGUUACGCUUCUCUCGCUCGCUUUCAACUUGAAAAGUUUCUCUCUAUUAGUUUUGACCCUGUUUUUACGGAUGGGCGGGGACUAGUCGGUCAUUGGCUGCUGGAAAUUAACCCCGCCCAUUAAGGUCAUUCCAACUCGCUGUCAUCCUCAAAAAAACCCGCGACUUAUGGCUCGUGGAAAAUGGCGAACCAGCAAGCAGAAGUAAGUUAAGUUGUCUGUUUCUGAUUUUUCAGCUAAUUUAACGAUCAUGUCUUUUAACGUUACACUAUAGGUAGUUUUAUAGGAGUGUAACAGUACACGUAUUCGUCCCAAACUGUCACAGUGCUGUAGAUCACAGGCGAGCUGCAGCCUGAAAACUGGACACCGCUGGAGCUCUUCAGCCGCUUUUCCACUGCAGGGACAACUGGUUAUGAACGCCUUGCCGCCGCGGUGUUCCUGGCUGGUUCUGACCCGUUAGCUUAACAAUGCCAGCAGCGCCCAGGUCGUAUAGCGACGCUAAGGACGCAGUAGCAUUGCCCGGACUGGCUUGGCUCGGCUAGCCUUUAGCGGCUCUGUGCCCCGGGUACGGGGAGCUAACCCUGCAGAUCCAGUUCGGGUUGUAAGCGGCCCGUGUGAAAAAGCCACCUGAACAGUUCCUCUCUGUGCUCAGAACCGCUCGGCCAAGGGGCUUCAGUGUUUGGGCUGCAAUACAACGUCUUUAAGUUCCAUUGUUACUAGCUAUAAAGUUACUGAAGCUGAGGCUUUGCAGAAUGCCAGUUAUCCCUACCUACUAAUAAAGCUGUUUUUUGGGGGAGAGGAUUUGGCUUAAGAAUUAUUUUAAAUAUAGAAUAUAUAAAACUUAUUACAGAGCUUUAUUUUGCAUACAGAUUUGUAUUUUACAAUAAUAAACAUAAGAGCUUUAUAUAACGGUACAUGGAGCAUUCUGUUCAAAACAAAGUAACAUGCCCCCCCCCUCCCUUCUUCAACCUACCGUACCGAAAUUGUACCGAACAAUGGGGUUUAUAGUGAACCAAACUAAAUUUGUGUGAAUGUGAUUUUAAACUUAAGCCUACAAAAGUAAUAAAUGCAGAUUAAAAUGAUAGCUUACACAGUGGAGACAUGGAGGGUAGCACAGAUUGUUAAAUGUAUGUUAUGUACUGUACAUAUAGUAUGGCCUGACCCAAAAAUGUUUAUAUGUGUAAAUGCUUAAUAACUGUCUUUGAUGUUCACCAGAAUGGAUAUUCUGAAGUAUUAUCAGCAGUGCAGACCCUGGUGUCUGCACUUCAGCAAAAUUUACAGCAAGAACCACAACUAAUGAAUCAGGGACAGAGCCCAGUUGUACAGGGACAGAGUACAGGUGUACAGUGAGAAAUGAGCAGGUUCUGUGUAUUAAAAGUCCUUAAAUUGUGAAUGCUUGACUACAUACAGUUUAUGUCCUAUUUCUUUUUGUAUAUACGUUUUUAGUAUGCCUAAUUAAUUAUUAUUUCUCUUUAGGUCAUUUCCAGCUCUCUUCCAGAAGCAGAGAGUAGCUGGCAAGCGGCGGUUUCCACUUGCCUCAAAAGUUUGCAAGAUCACAAAGUUCUCUAAACCCUUUUCUUGUAACUUCUGUUUGCUGCAUGAAAAGUCAGACAACACCCCAUCUCCCUCAGAGGAGUUGGAACUAUUCCAGGCUGGAUUGGGCAGAAGAAGCAUUGCUAUUUCAGAAGGCAUGAGCUAUUCAGAGCUACAAAGUCUCUUGUGUGAAGCAUUUCCAAAAUUAGGGGCUUUAACAGGAGGAUGGCUGCUUCAGAAAGCUUUAGGUGGAAAUGGAAAAAGGUGUUUAACACUCGUUCCUCCGGAUUGUGAGGGUUACACAGGGGCCCAAAUAAAGACAGUGACAUUGUCUGGGAAAACAACCCUCUACAUUGUUCCUUUGCAAGAGGAACUUGACCUAAGCCCACAGCCUGCUGAUGCCAAAGAGUUUGAAAAUAUGCCCAAAGCAGCUUGCAAGAAUUGCCAGAAAACACUCCCUCUGCAAGUAUUGGCUCUUCAUGUUGGUUCCUGCACCAUUACAUUGAGUUCAUCUGAGCAUGAAGAGGUAGCUGAUUCAGAAUGCCCUGUGUGCCAUGGAAGAUUCCCAUCUGAUGAUUUACCCCUGCAUGCAAGUUUCUGUGGAGAAAGUCCCGGAUCAAGCCCUGCACCUUGCAUUCUUUCGGACAUGAUGUUCUGUGAAGAAGACGUUCUGCAUUGGCUGGCGGCACAAAUUGACCACACAAAGGAAUUCCAGAUAUAUGUUGCCCGAGAGAACUUGGUGGAACGGGGUAUGAUGCUGUGGAAAACGUCAAACGAAAAGCUCGCCAAUCAAUCCCUUAAAAAUUACCUUCCUAGGGGAGCCUGGAAUUGAUACUGGAGCCUUGCGUGUUGAGUUUUUGACUGAGAUGAUUUCUGGCAUAGAAGACAGACUGUUUGAAGGGCAAGAAGGAAAAGGAAAAAUUCCCAAGUAUUCUUUAAACGAUCU